ACAACCUGGCAGUUACCCGGGAGCCUUCCCAAGGAGCUGGAGAAAUGAGCCCUUCUGGGCGGAGGAUGGGCGAAGGGCGUCAGCAGCUCGGGGCUCCGGCCGGGAAGCGCCUCCUGCUCCCCGGGAGCAGAGGGUCACCCAGCGGGCUGCCGGGCGGCGGCGGCGCCAGGGCGCAGCGCUUCCUGCUCGGGCUCUUCGUGCACGCGUGGCUGUGGGCGGCCUCGGGCUCGUCUGCCCAGGUGUUCAACCUCAGCCUUUCCGUGGACGAGGGCCUUCCUCCAGACACUUUAGUCGGCGACAUCUGCGCGGGGCUGCCGGCCACGCAGCAGCAGCAGGAGGGGGGCGGCUUCUUUCUGUCUGAGGAUUCGGAUGACUCCCCGUUGCUGGACGACUUCCACGUGCAUCCGGACACAGGCAUCAUCCGCACGGCGCGGCGCCUGGACCGAGAGCGGCGGGACCACUACAGCUUCGUGGCCGCCACGCUGCUGGGCGCGAUGGUGCAGGUGGAGAUCCGCGUCAACGACGUGAACGACCACUCGCCCCGCUUUCCCCGCGACUCCCUGCAACUCGACGUCUCCGAGCUCAGCCCGCCAGGUACAGCCUUCCGCCUGCCAGGCGCCCAAGACCCAGACGCUGGGCUGUUCAGCAUACAGGGCUACACCCUGGUGCAACCGUCCGACCUUUCUGAGGACCCCGCAGGACCAUUCUUCCAGUUGCGCUACGGGGCUCCGGUGUCACCAAAGUCGCCGCCGUCCUCGUCGCCCCUUGAGCCCCUAGACCUGGUUCUGCUGCGGCGCUUGGACCGAGAGGCGGUGGUAGCACACGAGCUGCAGAUCGAGGCGUGGGACGGCGGUCGCCCGCGGCGCACGGGCAGCCUGCGGGUGGACCUGCGCGUGCUGGAUGAGAACGACAACCCACCCGUAUUUGAGCAGAGCGAGUACCGUGCCACCGUGCGCGAGGACGCACUGCCAGGCGCCGAGGUCUGUCGUGUGCGCGCCACCGACCGUGACCUGGGGCCCAAUGGCCACGUGCGCUACAGAAUCCGCUCUCGGCAGGCGCCCGGGACGGGUGGCAGUGGCGGGACACUGGGCGACGCGGCCUAUUUCGCGGUGGAGGAGAUGAGCGGGGUGGUGCGGGUGCAGAGGCCGCUGGACUGCGAGGCUCAAGCCUGGCACCAGCUGGUGGUGGAGGCCCGCGACGGAGGUGCUGAGCCCGAGGUUGCCACCGUGCGCGUGUCCAUCGCGGUGCUGGACGUGAAUGACAACUGGCCCGCCAUUCAUCUACUCUUCCUUACCGAAGGAGGCGCCGCGCGCGUCUCUGAGGGCGCUCGAGUUGGCGACUAUGUGGCUCGGGUCUCCGUGUCCGACGCGGACGGUGACCCAGAGAAGGCAGAGGAGGCCGUCGGGGAACUCGGUAUGGGCCUCGGGGGCGGGAGCAUCUCGCUGGCCUUGGAGGGCGGUGAGGGAGCCUUUGCGCUGCGGUCCGGAGGCUCCUCAGGGGUAUUCUUUCUUUGCGUCGAGGGGCCCCUAGACAGGGAGAGCAGAGACCUGUAUGAUUUGCGACUGGUGGCCACGGAUGCGGGAACCCCGCCGCUGAGCACGGAGGAGACGCUGCUGCUCCGGAUCGCUGACCUCAAUGACCAGCCGCCUCUCUUCAGCCAGGAGCAUUACCGGGCCUCAGUGUCCGAGGCCGCGGCCCCCGGCACCGCGGUAGUGUGCGUCAGCGCCUCCGAUGAGGAUGAGCCCGGCACAGACCACGCCCGGCUGCGCUACGCGCUGGUCCCUCUCCCAGCGCGCUGCAACCCGGAGGCUCUGAGGGCCACCGCUGAGUGUGGACCAUCCUUCAGCAUCGAUCCUGAAAUUGGUGUGAUUAGCACCACCCGGAGUCUGGACCGAGAAGUCCAGGAGGCCGUAGAGCUGAGAGUGGUGGCCCAAGACCUCGGAGAGCCCCCGCUCUCUGCCACCUGCCUUGUGAGCAUCACUGUGGGCGACGUGAAUGACAACGAGCCCAUCUUCCUGAAGCAGGUGUACAACGCCACCCUUCUGGAGCAUGCCCCAGUCGGACACUGCUUUCUGCAGGUGAGUGCAUCAGGCCUAUCGGGAGGCCUGGGAAGGGAUGGAGAGGUUGUGAGUAAGUACAAGGAAGGAGAAUUGUGA
This is a messenger RNA of Orcinus orca (killer whale), 2156 nucleotides long. Its product is annotated as protocadherin-23-like. Lineage: Eukaryota; Metazoa; Chordata; Mammalia; Artiodactyla; Delphinidae. Gene Ontology annotation, biological process: homophilic cell-cell adhesion. The transcript has a single exon. Gene Ontology annotation, cellular component: plasma membrane. Gene Ontology annotation, molecular function: calcium ion binding. Bases 45 to 2156 code for a protein of 703 amino acids. The record is from RefSeq and is a predicted model, not a curated record.